GACAUUCCAACAUAAAGACGUGUAUUAUAAACAGUUAAAAAAUAACGCUGCCUAAACGUGAAGUGUGAAAAGUAAAAGUAGAUUAUCAGACCAAGAUGACAGCAUACAAAUUUACAGCUCACAAACAGCUGCGCCAGUUACUCAACAAUGCAGAAGUUGUUCAGAAAAAAGAUAUUAAGGACUAUGCAGGGGGUCACUUGAACCAAUCUAAUUUGUUCAGACCCCCGACACAGUGGGGAAACCAGAAGUGGAAUAAGACCUCACCAGAACCACUCUCAACCAAGUCUAAGUCUAAGAGCACCAUUGUUGUGAGUACAAGACCCCCAACAGAGAGGGAUCACAAGAUGAAGGAUGUCUUAUAUGAUUUCAGUAUUGGUACAUCAGGUAGUUUACCAACUCAUCCAACAAAUAGACAAUUUAAAAGUCCGAGAAAGGUCUCAGAAUCUCGAACAUCUACAAGAAAAUGCCCGAGUGCUUCAUCCAACAGGUCACUUUAUACAGAUAUGGAAAAAGAUGGUGUCUAUGUAGAAGAAUUAAAGACAGAUGAAGUUAUGUUAUCAUCACCUAGGAUUACAAACUCUAAAGGCAAGAAACUACCUCCUGUGGAGGACAAUGAAUAUACAGUAAUGGAAGACCUAGCCAAAAGCCUGGCAGAGGAAGGACUUUUAACAUUCAGGCAUACAUUCUUACCCACACACCACAUGGGUGUGACCAAAAAAGACCAGUACAUCAAACUUAUGAGUUUUGAAACAGAUGUAUUAAAGAAGAAAGAAUCAAAUGAAAAGAAGGUUUUGUCUGGAGAAAAAGCAGUAAAACAUUUAGAAGAACGUCUCCAGCAGGAACUUGAUUCCAUGAAUUUCUUUGACAUGGGACCAAAUUUUCACAAAUUGCAAAUAUAUAGCAACACAUUUGAAGACUUGAUCGAAGACUCUCCCACUUUUGUGUAUAUCCUUCGAGCCGUCAAGACUGAAUAUGAUAACUACAUCUCCAAACUACUGGAUACCCAAACUCCCCAGCACAGUAAGUUAUUGAAGGAACAAGUUGAACAGAUGGCCAGUCGCGGAGCAUUACGCCAUGAUGACCUGCAGGAUGCCAAGGACAGGGUCAGCCAUCUGGAACAAAAGGCCAAAGACAAAUUGGAGGAGAAUGAACAGUUAAGGAGGUUGGUGGAAGAGGAGGAAGAAUGGCUGACUAAUAUUCCUCAACCAGACCUGCAAAGGAAGAAAUCCAGUGUGUACCGUGAAGAAGGUCCUGCAGAACUGGCUGAUGAAAUUGAGCAUGCCAAAGCUUUGAUCCUUGAGAAGCUUGAUGAUCUCAACAACCUGAGAACAAAACUUCGAGAACAGUAUGUUCCUCUCACUGUGUGUACACACCUGGAACAGUGUAUUAAGGAAACAGAGGUUGAGGUACAAAAACUGCUGAAGCAGAAUGAGUACUUCGAGAGAAGUAUUGAGGAAAUGGAGGUAGAUCUGAAGGAGGCUAUACAACAAGCUGACACCAGUGAGAGGGACGCCAAGCGGAUCUGGAGAAAAGUGAACUCCAGACGUGGGCUACCUCAUAUUCCAAACCUGAUGAACGGAGGACCACAUGAAAGUGAUGAUGAUGAAGAUGAUGAAAGUAAAUGGAACUGGUACAUCUCCUAAGCAUUAACAAAGAAUCCUCUGGUGAUCAGGACUGUGUGUAAUUAAACAGGAGUAGCUGCAACGGGCUGUUGUACUACAAAGUAUAUUGUAAUUGACAAUGUUAACUAAACAUCAACUGUCUACAGUAUUACUGUACUAAAACCAUGCUGACAAAAUGUGUGUGUGAAAAAAAUAUUAAUGUGAAUAUCAGAUGAAUUUAUCUUAUUGAAAAAUAUUACAAACUCCUCUUUUCACUUUGUGAUUUUACUAUUUUGUGUAACUAGAUAUGGAUUUUCUGAUAUCAAAUCCAUAAGAAGCAAAUGUUGAGUGUUGAAAUCAGGAAUGAAAAGGAAAGUUUUUAAAGUGUUAACAUGUCAGACUCUAAUAAUUCCUGAAAAAGAUAUCUCCCUAAUGGACUAUUCAGUUCUGUAAUGAUAAAUAAAUACCCAUUUGUAGUAUGUGUGUAAGUUUAUCACACUAAAUGUACAGUUGUGGGAUCGUUUUGUUGCUGGAGACACACCACUCUCCACUCUCUGAGGUGUGAAACUUUAUCAUAGACUUAUUAAUGCCAGGUCCAGUGUUAUUUUGAAAAAUGUUGAAUUAAAAAUAACUUUUGCAUUCACAAAUUUAUUUUGAUAUGCCUAUGGCUAUUUAGUCAUAAGUACAUGAGUUUUCCAUCUAAUUUUCGAUUGGUAAUGUUAGCCAUCCAUUUUUGCAAAUGGCACAAAAUAUGCGAUCCUAUUGCACAAUUGUACACUAUAUACUGAAUAGUGCAUGUGCUUGUGUGAUGUAUGCAUGAUGUAAGCAUGAUGUGCGCACAAAGUUUUAGGUGCAUUGUGUGGUACCACAAUUGUACAUGUAGCUCUGCUAAGACCGGUAUGCUUUCUUGGGUGAAUAAUGAAUUUUCAAAGUAAACUUUACAUAUACAUAUGUAUCAGCAUUACUGAUAGAUUUAUGAUGUUGGAAUAUAAUAAUUAUCAAUAGAUGUAUGUAGUAAUGAGAAAAAGUCAUUAUGUACAAUGUAUAACAGAUACUCCUUGUCAAAAGUUUGACAAAGUUUGCAGCUUUCCUCACUGUUGUACAGUCUAAUGCUUUUGGACAUGCUGUGCACAAUGUAUGUAUCUUGUUAUUGUGUUCAUAUCUGAAGCCAGGAAAAGAGCUACAUAAGGUGCUAGUCUACAUAGUGAAAGAAAUAUGUACAAACUGUAGGGGUCAAAGAAUUGAAUGGGACUGGAGAGUAGCUUUUUUUUUAGUAAUGUGAAGUUUCAGUGUUUGUGAUGAGGUUUAACACCACAUAUAAUUACAUACCAUUUAUCAGCAUGAUAAUUGAGACAUUAUAGGGGCUUGGCUGAUGCUGUAUAUUCCCAUUGCAUUCUGUGUGAUUCAGUCAUUGAUUCUGUUUUACCAGGUAUGUAGACUGUACAUACACAUUCCCCAAAUAUUACUAGUAUUAUUAAAUGUGUAGUACUGCUAAAACU
This is a messenger RNA of Ylistrum balloti, 3100 nucleotides long. RefSeq lists its product as uncharacterized. The transcript has 8 exons. NCBI's taxonomy places the organism in Eukaryota, Metazoa, Mollusca, Bivalvia, Pectinida, Pectinidae. Bases 96 to 1643 code for a protein of 515 amino acids. The record is from RefSeq and is a predicted model, not a curated record.